Ostreobium quekettii is the source of this 303-nucleotide messenger RNA. Lineage: Eukaryota; Viridiplantae; Chlorophyta; Ulvophyceae; Bryopsidales; Ostreobiaceae. The record is from the annotation of a GenBank genome assembly.
AUGUUGCUUGUGGGAUGUGGCGGCCGUUUGUUCGGCAUUCCGUCAGCCGCGUUUGGAAAGGACUUGCUGCGGCUGGGGACGCGUUGCGUAGUUGUUUCUUGCUUCUGCACGGUUGUAUCCAGUGCGCUUCCUUUGAUUACAUUUGGAAGGCCGGGUCAUGUGUGUUUGCAAGUUCUGAGAGGCAUGUUUGACACAUUCCCUGGAAUGUUGGGCGAGUGCUAUGUUUUGAGCCAGGCGGCACUGCCUUCAUUUCUGACAAACAUGUGCUCUGCUGUUGUGGAUGUACCAUGUCCAACAACAUAA